CUCCGCUGUGUCGCGGGGGAAAUGUCGGGACAGUACGGUUUCAAUGGCGAAGUCGGAGGCAUCAGUGGUGACAUAUAAAUGGAGAGUGGGGUCAGCAAUCUUGAGGACAGGGGUCGUGGUGAUGGUUUGUUUGAGGAAGUCGAAAGCAUGGUGGCGGCGAUCGUUCCAAUUGAAGGAUUCGUCCUUGCGUGCGAGUUCGUGGAGAGGGUAAGAGAUCUCGGAAAAGUUGCGAAUGAAGGGGCGGUAAGAGUUGGCAAGGCCRAGGAAGGAACGAAGUUGGAGGAGGGUUUUGGGCGGGGGGUACUCGACGGGUGCUGUGACCUUCGAGGGGUCCAUACUGAUGUCUUCGGCGGAGACAAUGUGGCCAAGGUAUUCGACGCUCGAAGCAGCAAACGUACAUUUGUUGAACUUGGCGUAAAAUUUUUGCUCUCGGAGGAUCGAGAGGACUUGGCGAAUGUGCUGAAGGCGGGACUCAAAGGUGGGGUUAAAAAUGUGGAUGUCAUCAAGGUACACGACGACACAGACUUUGAGGAGGUCACAAAAGAUGUGGUUCGUGGUGGAUUGGAAUGUGGCGGGGGCAUUGGUGACUCCGAAAGGCAUUACGAGGAACUCGUAGUGCCCGAACCAAGAGCGGAAUGCGGUCUUGUGGGUGUCCUCCUCGAGGAUACGGAUCUGGAGGAAGC
Messenger RNA from Chara braunii, 683 nucleotides. NCBI's taxonomy places the organism in Eukaryota, Viridiplantae, Streptophyta, Charophyceae, Charales, Characeae. The record is from the annotation of a GenBank genome assembly.